CGGAGAUUAUCCCCAUCUCUCACUCACUCUCCACUUUCCAAAUUCAUUUCGAUUUUGAAAUUCCAGCGAGAGGGAGAGGCAAGGAGAUCUUUCAGUCCAACAAUGGAAAAUCCGAAGGUUCAAGAGAUCCUGGAGAAGCAGGUGCUGACGGUGGCGAAGGCCGUCGAGGAAAAGAUCGAUGAAGAGAUCGCGGCGUUGGAUCGCCUCGACAGCGACGAUCUGGAGGCCAUCAGAGAACGGAGGUUGCAGCAAAUGAAGAAGAUGGCGGAGAAGCGGAGCCGUUGGAUCGGUCUAGGCCACGGAGAAUACUCAGAGAUUCCCGCUGAAAAGGACUUCUUUUCAAUUGUUAAAGCUAGCGAGCGCGUUGUUUGCCAUUUCUAUCGCGAGAAUUGGCCCUGCAAGGUGAUGGACAAGCACUUGAGUAUAUUGGCAAAGCAGCAUAUAGAGACACGUUUUGUUAAAAUCCAUGCCGAGAAAAGCCCAUUCUUGGCUGAGAGGCUGAAGAUCGUUGUUCUUCCUACACUUGCCCUUAUCAAAAAUGCCAAAGUCGAUGAUUAUGUGGUUGGAUUUGAUGAGCUUGGUGGGACAGACGAGUUUGCCACAGAAGAUUUGGAGGAGAGGUUGGGUAAAGCUCAAGUCAUCUUUUCUGAGGGUGAAUCAUCUUUACAGGCAUCGAAGUCUGGUGCACAGACCAAGAGGAGUGUGCGGCAGAGCUCAAAUGCAGACUCAUCCGAUUCAGAUUGAACGGGGUGUGUGGAUUUGUAAACGUCUAUAUAUGUUUCAGUGGAAGUGAAUAGGAUUCAUCAUCAUUCCAUCUAAUACUAUUAUAAAGCAAAUGACAGUCAUUUGCUUUACAUCACAUUAAAAUUUUUGAUGGAAUUUUGUUGUUAUUUUGUACUAUGAUCCAUGUUUUUACAAAGGAAAUAUUAUCUUUGUUUUUGGUUUA
Messenger RNA from Theobroma umbraticum, 946 nucleotides. Its product is annotated as thioredoxin domain-containing protein 9 homolog. The record is from RefSeq and is a predicted model, not a curated record. NCBI's taxonomy places the organism in Eukaryota, Viridiplantae, Streptophyta, Magnoliopsida, Malvales, Malvaceae.